Molecule: messenger RNA, 636 nt
Organism: Pocillopora meandrina
Lineage: Eukaryota; Metazoa; Cnidaria; Anthozoa; Scleractinia; Pocilloporidae
Source: the annotation of a GenBank genome assembly
AUGUCUGUCAUUUUUAAUUGUGGAUUUGCAAGAGUUGCUGUAAAGGAGAGCUUUCGUAAGGUUGGAAGUGCUUCGGUUGAAACUAACCCUAGUGAAAAGUGGAAGAACUAUCUUGCAGCGUUCGAGGGUGACAGUCAGGAAGUCUUUGCGAUCGAACGUUCCACCUACGUCAAGAAAUCCAAAGCAAUUUACAGCUCUUUCCGAAAGAUGAACUCAAAAGCCAGGGCCCAGUACCAAGACACGUUUUCAAUGGCAAACUGGAAAGCUCUUAAUACAGCGCAGAAGAAACAGCACACACUGUCAAAUUGUGGAGGUUGUCAAGUGCACUAUUAUGCCAUCCAUAAUUUUUUCCCUAGUGGAGAAACUUUCAAAACCCGAAAACUUUUAAAAGAGGCCCUUAUUGAAAGUGGGGUGACACAAAGUAAAGUGAAACCAACGCAAAAAGCCAUUAAAACUGCUGUAAAACACAUUUAUUCAAAAGUGAAUGGCCACUUUGAGAAAAUAUUUAAAAUAAGCUUUGCUGAAGCACAAACAAAAGUGAAGGAACUUCAGCUCCAAAAAAAGAAAGACGCAAUUGAGAAAAAGCGGCAGCGUCGAGGGAGAGCACGCCAAGAAAAAAAUAAAAUCCAAUGCUAA